AUGCCAAUCGAUGCUUGGGACUCCCACAUGCAUGUCACAGAUCCCGAAUAUCCAUUGGCUUCAGACGCGGCGUAUGUUCCUAGUCUUCACAACCUGACCGACGUCCGCAACUUCGAGCAGACCAUCGGCAUCCAGAACACGGUGUUUAUCCAACCAUCCAUAUAUGGAGACGACAAUUCCUGCCUCCUUGACGCCCUCAGAGCAGCUGGUACUUCGCACGGUCGUGGCGUGGUCGCUAUCAAUCCCGACAUGCUGAACAUCACCGAAUUGCAAGAGUGGCACAAGCUCGGAGUUCGUGGUGUCCGCCUCAACCUCAAAUCAAACGAUGCUACUUAUACCGCCAACUCCCUCUCGAACAUGCUUCAAAAGUACGCAGAUGCGAUUCGAGGCUUCAAAUGGGUGCUCGAGCUUUACAUCGGCAUGGAAGCGAUGCCCGUCCUAGAGAAAAUUGUGCCCAACCUCGGUGUUCGAGUCUCAAUUGCCCACUUUGGUGCACCCACACUGCCUGAUCCAAAGAAUACAACAUAUCCUCUCGACCCAUACAAGAUCACUGGCUUCCCAUCGUUGGUCAAUUUGACUCUCGCCGGAGCCACAUGGGUAAAGUUCUCCGCACCCUAUCGAUUCGAUAAUGAUACACAAUUCCGUGGCGUCGAGAGUAUAGCUCGUGAGUUGCUCAAGGUCGCAGGCGAUCGUUGUAUUUUUGCUUCGGAUUGGCCGCACACGAGAUAUGAAGGUCUGGACAUCAAGCCUUUUGUUGAAGCAGUCCUCGAUUGGACUGAUGAGGCCAACUUGACAAAGGAAGUGUUUAGCCUUAAUGCGAAGGAGCUUUGGGAUAUUGACCAAAGACGUGACAGCCAGGAUCCUUUGAAGUGUGAUUAAUGGUGGAUUCGAGAUAGAUUGAGAUAGAU
Molecule: messenger RNA, 908 nt
Organism: Aureobasidium pullulans EXF-150
Lineage: Eukaryota; Fungi; Ascomycota; Dothideomycetes; Dothideales; Saccotheciaceae
Exons: 1
Coding region: 1-879 (292 amino acids)
Molecular function (GO): hydrolase activity
Source: RefSeq, a predicted model, not a curated record